AACCAUUGCUUUUAGAAUAAUCAUGGGCCAGACUGGGAAGAAAUCUGAGAAGGGACCAGUUUGUUGGCGGAAGCGUGUAAAAUCAGAGUACAUGCGACUGAGACAGCUCAAGCGGUUCAGUAUGUUUAGUUCCAAUCGUCAAAAAAUUUUGGAAAGAACGGAAAUCUUAAACCAAGAAUGGAAACAGCGAAGGAUACAGCCUGUGCACAUCAUGACUUCUGUGAGCUCAUUGCGCGGGACUAGGGAGUGUUCGGUGACCAGUGACUUGGAUUUUCCAACACAAGUCAUCCCGUUAAAGACUCUGAACGCAGUUGCUUCAGUACCCAUCAUGUACUCUUGGUCCCCCCUACAGCAGAAUUUUAUGGUGGAAGAUGAAACUGUUUUACAUAACAUUCCUUAUAUGGGGGAUGAAGUUUUAGACCAGGAUGGCACUUUCAUUGAAGAACUAAUAAAAAAUUAUGAUGGAAAAGUACAUGGGGAUAGAGAAUGUGGGUUUAUAAAUGAUGAAAUUUUCGUGGAGCUGGUGAAUGCUCUUGGUCAAUACAAUGAUGAUGAUGAUGACGAUGAUGGAGAUGACCCUGAUGAGAGAGAAGAAAAACAGAAAGAUCUGGAGGACAACCGAGAUGACAAGGAAAGCCGCCCACCUCGGAAGUUUCCUUCUGAUAAAAUUUUUGAAGCCAUUUCCUCAAUGUUUCCAGAUAAGGGCACAGCAGAGGAACUGAAGGAAAAAUAUAAAGAACUCACCGAGCAGCAGCUCCCAGGUGCACUUCCUCCGGAAUGUACCCCCAACAUAGAUGGACCAAACGCUAAGUCUGUUCAGAGGGAGCAGAGCUUGCACUCAUUUCACACGCUUUUCUGUAGGCGGUGUUUCAAGUAUGACUGCUUCCUACAUCCUUUUCAUGCAACACCCAACACUUACAAACGGAAGAACACAGAAACAGCUUUAGACAACAAACCUUGUGGACCACAGUGUUAUCAGCACUUGGAAGGAGCCAAGGAGUUUGCUGCUGCCCUCACCGCUGAGCGGAUAAAGACCCCACCCAAACGCCCAGGAGGCCGGAGAAGGGGACGGCUCCCCAAUAACAGCAGCAGACCCAGCACUCCCACCAUUAACGUGCUGGAGUCCAAGGACACAGAUAGUGACAGGGAAGCAGGGACGGAAACGGGGGGAGAGAACAAUGAUAAAGAAGAAGAGGAGAAGAAAGAUGAGACUUCUAGCUCCUCUGAAGCAAAUUCUCGGUGUCAAACACCAAUAAAGAUGAAGCCAAAUAUUGAACCUCCCGAGAAUGUGGAGUGGAGUGGUGCUGAAGCCUCGAUGUUCAGAGUUCUCAUCGGCACUUACUACGAUAAUUUCUGUGCCAUUGCCAGGCUCAUCGGGACCAAAACAUGUAGACAGGUGUAUGAAUUUAGAGUAAAAGAGUCCAGUAUCAUAGCUCCAGCUCCCGCUGAGGAUGUCGAUACUCCUCCAAGGAAGAAGAAGAGGAAACACCGGUUGUGGGCUGCACACUGCAGAAAGAUACAACUGAAAAAGGAUGGCUCCUCUAACCACGUUUACAACUAUCAGCCCUGUGACCAUCCUCGGCAGCCUUGUGACAGUUCAUGCCCAUGUGUGAUAGCACAGAAUUUUUGCGAAAAGUUUUGUCAGUGCAGUUCGGAGUGCCAGAACCGCUUUCCCGGCUGCCGUUGCAAGGCUCAGUGCAACACCAAGCAGUGCCCGUGCUACCUGGCUGUGCGUGAGUGCGACCCUGACCUCUGUCUGACUUGUGGAGCUGCCGACCACUGGGACAGUAAAAAUGUGUCUUGCAAGAACUGCAGUAUUCAGCGUGGCUCCAAAAAGCAUUUAUUGCUGGCACCAUCUGAUGUGGCAGGCUGGGGGAUUUUUAUCAAAGACCCUGUACAGAAAAACGAAUUCAUCUCAGAAUACUGUGGGGAGAUUAUUUCUCAAGAUGAAGCUGACAGAAGAGGAAAAGUUUAUGACAAAUACAUGUGCAGCUUUCUGUUCAACUUGAACAAUGAUUUUGUGGUGGAUGCAACCCGCAAGGGUAACAAAAUUCGUUUUGCAAAUCAUUCAGUCAACCCGAACUGCUAUGCAAAAGUUAUGAUGGUGAACGGCGAUCACAGGAUAGGUAUAUUUGCUAAGAGAGCCAUCCAGACCGGUGAAGAGCUGUUUUUUGAUUACAGAUACAGCCAGGCUGAUGCCCUGAAGUACGUGGGCAUCGAAAGAGAAAUGGAGAUCCCUUGACAUCUGCUACCUCCUCCUCCCCCUCCUCUCUGAAACAGCUGCCUUAGCUUCAGGAACCUCGAGUACUGUGGGCAAUUUAGAAACAGAAAAUGCAGUUUGAAAUUCUGAAUUUGCAAAGUACUGUAAGAAUAAUUUAUAGUAAUGAGUUUAAAAAAAUCAACUUUUUAUUGCCUUCUCACCAGCUGCAAAGUGUUUUGUACCAGUGAAUUUUUGCAAUAAUGCAGUAUGGUACAUUUUUCAACUUUGAAUAAAGAAUACUUGAACUUCU
Tupaia belangeri chinensis (Chinese tree shrew) is the source of this 2510-nucleotide messenger RNA. It is a transcript of the gene EZH2, whose product is annotated as enhancer of zeste 2 polycomb repressive complex 2 subunit. Gene Ontology annotation, biological process: heterochromatin formation. The record is from RefSeq and is a predicted model, not a curated record. Gene Ontology annotation, cellular component: ESC/E(Z) complex; nucleus. Gene Ontology annotation, molecular function: histone H3K27 methyltransferase activity; protein binding; chromatin binding. NCBI's taxonomy places the organism in Eukaryota, Metazoa, Chordata, Mammalia, Scandentia, Tupaiidae.